GAGACUGGUGCAAACAGAGAAAGGACGCUCAGCCAAUCGGAGAUUUGGAAAUGGGCGGAGAGAGGCCAGAGGGUGACGACCGACAUGUCGCACAACUCGUGGAGGUUGCGUUGCAGUCUGUGCAACAAAGAGUUCAUCGGCACGCUCAGCAAAGUCGUGAAUCACCACACCCAACCGUCGGGCAAUGCCCGCUGUCCCCAUACCACCGGUGAGAUUCUUUCUGUGAUUCGAAGCAAGCACCCAAAGGUGAAAUUGUUCCCUGCGCUGAUGACGAAAUUGAACGAGUGUUAUGCUUUGCAGGGCCGUCCAGCAGAUGCUGAGGAUCCGCAGGAUCUUGCAUUGGGUGAUGAAGCUGGUGCAUUAGGGGAGCCCGGUACGUCGUCGGCAGGAGGAGACAGUGGGCGUGACACAGGUUCAACGGGGGGACAAGGCAGUGGUGUCGGUUAUGAUUCGACAUCUGUUCAACGGCGGGAGAGGGCAGAUUUUGUUGCCUAUACAGCCGCUCCGGAUUCCAGGGGGCCUGACCUCCCGUCGGAGAUUGCUGACCACCUGCGGGGUCCCGUUCUGGCUGCCGCUCGCCCUCCGCGACCUCCAUCGAGUGUGCAGCAGUCGUCCAUGACAAGUUACGUGGUGGAUGAGCUGCAAAAGGAGUUCGACCAGGGGGUUGCUUCGUUCUUCUUUGAGAAUGCCAUCGCCUUCAAUGUCGCGCGCUCAGAUUCCUACAAGAACUUGGAAAGGCAUGAACCUGGCAGCGCACAAGCGGUUAUCGGGAAGAUCACAACCUUCAUCAAGAGACAUCAGCGGGCGUUGGCGAUGUUUCGAAAAAGUGGGAGGGAGUACAGGACACAGAUGAACAUCAAAGAAGGGAGGUCGUUGGAGCUGAUCCAAUCGAGGGAGACUAGAUUUGGCACAAACUUCCUCAUGCUGCAGCGUCUUCGGGAGUGUGAGGGCGUGUUGCUGUUGACUUUUUCCUACCCGUGGUGCGAUGACACUCCAUGGGACAGGACAACGACGACACGGGCGCGGUCGUGCAAGGAGCUCAUACGAGACACUGGUUGGUGGUUGACUGUGGACAGGGCAUGCACCUUGCUUGAGCCCGUUUACGCCUUGAUGAAGAACAUGGACAGAGAUGGGAGGAUGGGUAUGCAGGUGUGGUCGUUGGGCAUCACAUUGGAGAAGAGAAUGGUCGUGCUACCCAUGGAUCACGAGACAAGGCAGUUCGUGAUGGCGAAGGUCAAAGACCGUGUGCAGAUGAUGGCUCUACCUGUGCAUGCAGCGGCUUGGAUGUUGCACCCGCUCCACCGAUCACCUCUACUCUUCGACGACUUGGAUUCCGAGGAGAUUGCGAACACUUUGACACGCUUUGCUUCGGUUCACCCGAAGAAUUCAAAGGAGUACAAAGAGUGUUGGAACUCCCUUAAGAGUUUCCAUCACAUGGAUCCGGAGUGGAUUGGGAAGAACUCUGAGGAGGCUUUGACGGGCGAUCACGUGUCUAUGGCGCAGUGGUGGUUGACUUAUGGGAAGAGGCACCCAGCCUUGAUGGAGAUCGCUGUCAAAGUGCUUAGCAUGUGGACCACAGCCUCUCCAUGUAAGAGGAAUUGGUCCACGUUCGAUCUUGUUCACUCGAAGAGGAGGAAUCUGUUGAGCCCGGAGAACCUGGAGAUGCUCGUCUUCAUCCACUGGAACAAGAAGUUGCUGCGCAUGUCAAAGGCCAAAAUGGGAUUCGUGAACACCGAGCAGCUAGAGUGGGAGACACCUGAGGACGACGCUCCUUUCGACGGUUUCAUGCAAGACGGGAGUACAACCCCGCAGAGAUCGAAGAGCACUAGAUUCGACGUGCGGGAGAUUCAGGAGGAGAGGUUGGAUGACGGGGCGUGGCUCCUUGAUGUUUCCUAUGGCCCUCGCCGUCUCGCGGUUGACGACCGCGGGAAGACCGCUGCUGCUGUUGAUGAGGAGGAGGACGACAGAGACGACAACGAUUGUGAUGAUGAGUUACUCGAAGUGCGGCUCACAGACAAGCGGCUUAGCAGGCGGUCGGGCGGCGGGUCAUGUUCCGCGACAGAUGUUGACAUCACGCCUUUGGUUGGCCCUGCAUCCGGCGGGCCUUCGACGGUUGCUUUGGUGUCAUUGAUGGGCGACGCUGGUGCCGGUACACGACUGCGCAGCUGCGCGGCCGGUGGUGUGGCUUCAGUUCAGGGCACCAGCACAGUCUUGGGCGCGCAACACACUCCUCACCAGCGAGCUGCGGUCGAGGAACUAUGCACAGGCUGCGGGGCGACAUGCGGAGGAUCGACGGAUGUUGACGAGGACAGUGCUGCUGCGGGGGAUGUUGGAGACUUUGGUGUGUCUGUGGACGUUCUGAUUCCCGGUGCUGCUGAACACGAGGAUGGAGACACAGGUGCGGACAAGGACGACCCGGUCCCUGGAGCAACGGAGGACACCCAUUGCACCGGAGGCGAUGUGUUCUCCACUCCGGACCCAGGGUUGCUGCUGGCUGACAGAUUCGCCUCCUUGUUGCAACAUGUGGCCCCCAUUGCUGCGAGAGGCUCCAAGACAGACUUCCAGAAACACCUGGCUGCGAUGUCCCCCAUGAGGAGUGAUUCCGAGGGACAGACUCCUGAUUGGGCCAGAUUCACUGGACCGACCCCUCCCACUCUACAGUUGAGCGAGGACACUCCUAUACAGGCCGGGGAUGGAUCGUAGGGCAUGGUGUACAGGAGGAGGACCCGAGCUGCUGGACUUGACCACCCACAAGAUGCAGCUGCACAACGUGAGCCAGUGUCGCCGCCCGAAAUC
Molecule: messenger RNA, 2796 nt
Organism: Chara braunii
Lineage: Eukaryota; Viridiplantae; Streptophyta; Charophyceae; Charales; Characeae
Source: the annotation of a GenBank genome assembly